Messenger RNA from Punctularia strigosozonata HHB-11173 SS5, 1176 nucleotides. RefSeq names its product D123-domain-containing protein. Gene Ontology annotation, cellular component: cytoplasm. The transcript has 5 exons. The record is from RefSeq and is a predicted model, not a curated record. NCBI's taxonomy places the organism in Eukaryota, Fungi, Basidiomycota, Agaricomycetes, Corticiales, Punctulariaceae. Bases 103 to 1176 code for a protein of 357 amino acids.
CCUCCUUCAGCAACCUUGCCCUGCUCCCGACACGAUAUUCGUACCCGACAUCAAAUUCGAUAAGACGACAAUAUUUACAUCGGUCCCGAACAGGCUUUGACAAUGCCCACUUCUACGCGACAGCUAGCUUUAUUCCCGUCGCUGCUCGCGGAGCAUGUCCUCGCUUUCCAGUUCUCAUCCUGGUACCCCGCCUUUUCCCAUCUCACCAUCAGAUCGAUCAUUAUUCGCCCACUGCCUCGCGAGUUCCGUCAAUAUCUCAACGAGGACAGUGUGUUCGUGCCAGAGGGGUCAGAGGACGUGCCGGCAGAGAGCACCCUCUCAGACACUGACUCGAGCGCCGGCGGCAGCAAUGACGGUUCGGCAACCUCCGAUGAUCAGAGUCCACGCUAUGCGUUCCCAGAGUUGGACGCAGGCAUACGCCAGGCCGUCGCACAGUUCGGCGCUGUCUUUCCCAAACUCAACUUCUCCUCGCCUAGGGAUGCAUCGUGGAUCUUGCCCGCGUCUUCCCCAUUGAAGUGCACAAGCCCUUCCGAAGUCUACUUGCUAUUGAAAUCCUCGGACUUCGUCUCUCAUGAUCUCGAUCCUGUAUCUGUUUUCGCGGGCUGUCCCGACACCACGGGCUCCGAUUAUGAGAUCGAGCUCGUGCUGAGGAAGUGGUAUCCAGUAGAUAGAAGCAGGGAAUUACGUUGCUUCAUACGAGACAACAUCCUCCUGGGUGUUUCCCAACGGGAUAACAACUACUACGACUUUUUGAACGAAGUGGCGACCCAGCAGAAGGUUUUGUCGACAGUCAAGCAGUACUGGGUAACGCAUGUUCAGGAACACUGGGAAAAAGUCGGGAACUACACCUUUGAUAUCCUCCUGACGCGCAAUCUGGAACGAGCACAUGUGAUUGAUUUCAACCCCUACGCACCUCGGACGGACUCGUUGCUCUUCACUUACGAAGAACUGCUGGCCCUAUAUUCCUCCCCCCAAGAGACCGUCCCACAGCUCCGCGUCAUUGAUUCACGCUCUCACCCAGCUGCCAUCCGCAACGCCCCGGCUCACCAGCACAACAUGAUCCCGUUCGAAGCCUUAAGCCUCAGCAGCGGCGCGGACAUCGAAGAGUUUGCCCAGCGAUGGCAACACGAGGUUCAGAAGGCGGCUCAGCACGGCGAAGGCGAACAGGUGCAGUAG